AUUGAAUAUUUUCCUUUCCAAAUGACCUAAAACAGCUAGACUAAAAUAUUUCUUCUGGGAAUUUGAAGUAUAGGAGCAUUGACUGGAACAGCCCAUUGGCAGUAGUAGAAGUGACUAUAGGACCAUCAGCUCUUAAUUACGCAUGUUCAUUGGCUAAUUUGCCUCUCCCAACCUGGAUUUUAACUCCCAAGAUUCCCAGACAGUUCACUUUCUCAGAAAAGUCUCAUACAUCCGCUGCUUACCAAAAGGGAACAUGUAAAGUGUGUGCAUGGGGAAGGGUUCCUGUCAUUCUUAACUCUCUUAUUAUGUGCCUUAAUAAAAUGUAGGCUGUAGGUCUGGAUUGUAUAACAUCAAACUGAGAGGACAGAACGCAAAUAAAUGCAGACUCUGCAGAGAGUUGAACUGCUGGUGGUUUGGGGGGCAUGUUGGCGUCACAUUUGCCUUGAAGCAGUUCCUGCUGGCAUCAAAUUUUGUUUCCUGAUCAUGCCCUGCAGGAGCCCUGGUGGUCUUAGGCGGCAGAAGGAGCGGGCACUGAAAAGUCUGCCUUUGUUUUCUGAAGAACAAGACCGCCCCUCCCUUGCCCUUUGCCUUCAUGAACUGCCUGGGAUCCCGGAUGCCAGGAUGGAGGCAGGACCACUGGAGAGGCUGCCAGACUUGCUUCAGAGCGGCCCGAAUCACACGUCACCAACCAAAGUCAUUGGGCCGUCGGUACUGAAGGAGCUGGGCGGAAGUUCUCUGGUGGCUGACCAUGAAGGAAAAAGUCUGGACAUCAAGCAAGAUGACCCCAGAGAGAUCAUUGACAAUAUCAUAGAAGAAAGCCAGAAAGCCCACCAGCUUGAGGAUGGCCCCUUGGCUCUCCCGAAAAAGGAACUGACCAACCCCUCGUCACACGCGAACGCUUGGAUUUCUGGAGCAGAUCUCCUCCAUCACAUUCCCGAACUCCUGAUUGCGGAAGCCACGCCGCAAGGGCCUCGUGAAGCCCCUGCCGGUCUGGCCAACGGGGUGGCGUCCCCGGAGGCCCCGCCGCCUCCCAGCAGCGAGGGGGCAGAUCACCCCAAAGGGGAAGAUGCUGCCGUCUCCGCAGGAAGCCCAGGCGAGAGCCAAGGGCGGAAAGCAGCAGCCGGAGGAGACCAGCCAGAGGAGGAGAGUGACGAAGUGGCCGACCUGAGGCAGGCAGACGGAUUUGACCAGGCGCCACCCUCGGAUCUCUUGCCUCCCCAAGGCGGCUCAGCCGCUGACGAGAUGCCUCCAGCCAAACCCCCCCGGCAGCUCACUGCGGAGCCGGACAUCGUCGCCAGCACAAAGAAAUCUGGCCCGGCCCGGCCUAUCCCCAGCCUGGAAGUUCCUCGGGAGCCUUUUUCCCUGGGGGGCCUUCUGUCUCCAAACGCCUCCCUGGACUCCAUAGCCAAAGACUCACAGCCUUCCCUGGACUUGGCGAGCGCAACCAGCGGAGACAAGAUUGUCACGGCUCAGGAAAAUGGGAAAUCGGCAGAUGGCCAGGUGGUGUCGAGUGAAGUGAUCGGACCCCAGAGACCCAGAUCGAACUCGGGCAGAGAACUCACCGAUGAGGAGAUCUUGGCGAGUGUCAUGAUCAAGAACCUGGACACGGGAGAGGAGAUACCCCUGAGUUUGGCCGAGGAAAAGCUGCCCACAGGCAUUAAUCCCCUGACGCUGCAUAUCAUGCGGCGGACAAAGGAAUACGUCAGUAACGACGGGGCCCAGUCGGACGAUGAAGACAAAAUGCAGUUGCAGCAGAGUGACACCGACGGGGGUCGCUUGAAACAGAAAACGACGCAACUGAAAAAAUUCUUGGGCAAAUCGGUCAAGAGGGCCCGGCAUCUGGCCGAAGAGUACGGAGAGCGUGCCGUCAAUAAAGUGAAGAGUGUCCGAGACGAAGUCUUCCAUACCGAUCAAGACGACCCGUCGUCGAGCGACGAUGAAGGGAUGCCCUACACCCGGCCCGUGAAAUUCAAAGCCGCGCACGGCUUCAAGGGUCCAUACGACUUCGAGCAAGUGAAAGUUGUGCAGGAUCUCAGUGGGGAGCACAUGGGGGCCGUCUGGACCAUGAAGUUUUCACACUGCGGCCGGCUGCUCGCCUCGGCGGGCCAGGACAACCUCGUGAGGAUUUGGGUGCUGAAGACGGCCUUUGACUAUUUCAAUAACAUGCGGAUGAAGUACAACACCGAAGGCCGCGUGUCCCCCUCCCCAUCUCAAGAGAGCCUGAACUCAGCCAAGUCAGAUAACGAUAUGGGGGUUUGUAGUGGGACCGACGAGGACCCUGAUGACAAAAGCACACCGUUUCGGCAGCGGCCAUUCUGCAAAUACAAAGGGCACACAGCAGAUCUCCUGGAUUUGUCCUGGUCUAAAAAUUACUUCCUGCUCUCUUCAUCCAUGGAUAAGACAGUCCGGCUCUGGCAUAUAUCCCGGCGGGAAUGCCUGUGUUGUUUUCAGCACAUCGAUUUUGUCACUGCAAUUGCCUUCCAUCCCAGGGAUGACAGAUACUUCUUAAGCGGCUCGCUGGAUGGCAAGCUUCGACUCUGGAACAUUCCUGACAAAAAGGUGGCACUCUGGAAUGAAGUGGAUGGGCAAACCAAGCUGAUUACAGCCGCAAACUUUUGCCAGAAUGGCAAAUACGCCGUGAUCGGCACCUACGACGGCCGGUGUAUCUUCUAUGACACAGAGCAUCUGAAGUAUCAUACCCAGAUCCACGUGCGGUCAACUAGAGGACGGAAUCGAGUUGGGAGGAAGAUCACUGGGAUCGAGCCCUUGCCGGGAGAAAACAAGAUCCUCGUGACCUCCAACGACUCGCGAAUCCGGCUGUACGAUCUGCGGGACUUGUCUCUCUCGAUGAAGUACAAGGGCUACGUCAACAGCAGCAGCCAAAUCAAAGCCAGCUUCAGCCACGACUUCACGUACAUUGUCAGCGGCUCGGAAGAUAAGUACGUUUACAUCUGGAGCACCUACCACGACCUGAGCAAAUUCUCUUCCGUCAGGAGAGAUCGCAACGAUUUCUGGGAGGGGGUCAAAGCGCACAAUGCUGUUGUCACCUCAGCCAUUUUCGCCCCGAACCCCAGCUUGAUGGUAUCCUCCGAAACAGCUGAGAAGCCCCCGGCCGAAAGCAAAAGCGAAGAUUCGGUGUCUGCAGACCCCAUUCCUUCCGGAGCCUUGAAGGCGGACCACGCGGAGGUCCUUCUCUCAGCUGAUUUUACUGGAGCCAUCAAAGUCUUUAUCAACAAAAAGAAAAACCUGUCUUGAAUCGUCAGUAACUCAGAAGCAUCUCGAUAAUGGUACCUGGGUGUGAAUCACGUGCUUGGUGGAGCAGAGUGUAAUCUAGCGCUGGAGGCUGGCUUAGUUUUAAAUCCUUUCGUUUAAAGCUGCUCUACUGGACCUCCCGAAGAAGCAUCAUCUGAACUCUUAAGCCCCCUCCCCGUCCCCACUGCUUUUAGAUUAGAAAGGGAAGGGCACCAGUAGCGUCGCUCGGAAAAAAAGCGCGAGCGAGAGCGAGAGCGAGCCUUGCCAUUUCUGAAUAAUUCUGCUGCUAAAUAAUGCGCCGGAUGCAGGACUCUGCACCCAAUGCGAUAUUUCCACGUGGAGGUGUCCCUUUGGGGUCUCCCACGAACAAUUACGCAGGGGUGAAGACUUAUUUGAUUCGGUGGUGCCCAGGUGGGGGUAGAAGCCCUUCAUUUGCAGGUGCACAAAGCAAAUGCCGUCUCUGCCCAGAAUUCUGUCCCCGGUGAGGCGGGUCUGUGUCCCGGCUUCUCUCAGUGAGCUGCAUUAGUGGCCAGACCCCUCCUCUUCUGCGAGAUCCUCCUUUGGACUCUCCCCCCCAGCCCCUGGAUGGAUUAGCGGCAACCUCGUAUCCGUGUUUUAUAACGUGGACUUCUGUGGUCUUCUCACUGUUGUGCACUCGAGUCUGUUCUCUUCCUUUUUUUUUUUUUUUUGCACACCGGAGCACAAUAUUUCUAUGAAGAGUUUCUCAUUCCUUACUCCCGGGCACAGGGAUAUCCGCUCACUUUAAAGCGACUGAAGCUGCAUUAGGAACAAUUCUUAUAUUUUACAACGAUGUAAAAUAAACUGUUUACACAUUUUUAAAAUGUUGUAGUUUUAAGUUUUUCUGUUUUUGUUUUUGUUACCCUGUUCAGAGCUAAAACUGAAUGGAAAGGCUUUGUAAAUAUUUGUAAAGCAAGACCAAUGACGCAACGAUUUGCGGGGCUGAAGCCCGCAAAGGGUUGUCGAUGGUGUGUCAUUAAAGCGGGUCGCAGUG
Python bivittatus (Burmese python) is the source of this 4264-nucleotide messenger RNA. NCBI's taxonomy places the organism in Eukaryota, Metazoa, Chordata, Lepidosauria, Squamata, Pythonidae. The record is from RefSeq and is a predicted model, not a curated record.